UAAGCUUUUUCUUUCUUUCUUCUAGACCACAUCACCUCUUACGUUUACACUUUUUCUCACUUUCUUUCUUAUUUCUGUUUUCCACGAUCCAUCCCCAUAUAUGUAUACAGCCCCAAUAACUGUGUAAAACCAUUUUUCUAUUCCCAAACCCUCUUUUUCUCAUGCAAGCUCCCUCUUUCUAUUUAUAGCAGCUCCCUUCACCCACUACCACACCACACCACGACACCAAACUUUUCUUCUGAUCAUCUUCUUCUUCUACACAACUACUACUCUCUCUCUCUCUCUCUCUCUCUCUCUCUCUCUCUCUCUCUUUCUCUCUCCAAAAAUGCCUCUGAAUUACCCUUCUUCAACCUGCUUCAUACUACUUCUAGUAACCAUAACCCGUUUGAUAUACACAGUGGGCAAAACCGAGCAACAGAAAGCUCUGAUUCUUCCAGAUCUUGACAUUGAAAAUAUAUUCCAUAAGCUUCGUGAUGACCCCGAAACCAUUCAGAUGGCUUCUACGGACUACGGCCAUAUCGUGCAUGAGCUCCCGGCAGCUGUGUUUCAUCCAUCUUCCAUAGAUGACAUAGCCACCUUGAUAAAAACCUCGUACAACAGUUUUGUCCCCUUUCACAUAGCAGCGAGGGGCCAAGGCCACUCCACCCAAGGACAAGCCAUGGCUCGUGAUGGGGUAGUGGUUGACAUGGCCACACUGAGAAAACAAGGAAACGGGGUUUCUAUCAGUGUCUCUAAAGACCCUUUGAUAGGUCACUAUGCUGAUGUUGGAGGGGAACAACUCUGGAUUGAUGUGCUACAUGCCUCACUAGAACAUGGACUUGCACCCGUUUCUUGGACUGAUUAUUUGUACUUGACCGUGGGAGGAACACUUUCCAACGCUGGAAUCAGUGGCCAGAGUUUCCGCUAUGGACCUCAAAUCAGCAAGGUUCAUGAAAUGGAUGUUAUCACAGGAAAAGGAGAGUUCGUAACCUGCUCUACCCAGAAGAACUUGGAGUUAUUCAACGCGGUUCUUGGAGGCUUGGGACAAUUUGGAGUGAUAGCAAGGGCGAGAAUUGCUCUUGAGGCAGCACCCAAAAGGGUUAAGUGGGUCAGACUACUUUAUAGUGACUUUUCUGCUUUUACCGAAGACCAGGAACGAUUAAUCUCAAUCAAUGGAAGGAAACAAAAGAAUGCAUUGGAUUUUCUGGAAGGGAUGCUGCUGAUGAACCAAGGCCCCAUAAAUAAUUGGAGAUCCUCUUUCUUCCCUCUAUCUGACCAUCCCAGAAUAGCUUCUUUAAUAACUGAGCACACCAUCCUCUACUGUCUUGAAGUGGCUAAAUAUUAUGACGACCAAACCGAGAAAAAUGUCGACAAGGAAAUUCAAGUUUUGCUCCAAGGGCUGGCCUAUAUCCCCGGAUUUUAUUAUGAGAAAAAUGUCUCAUACGUUGAGUUCUUGAAUAGAGUUCGAAGUGGAGAGUUGAAGCUUCAGUCACAAGGACUGUGGGAGGUUCCUCACCCUUGGCUUAAUUUGUUUAUACCAAAAUCUCAGAUCUUGGAUUUUAAUUCUGGAGUAUUCAGAGAUAUAAUUCUUAAAAGAAACAUCUCUUCUGGACCAGUCCUGGUUUACCCUAUGAAUAGAAACAAAUGGGACGAUAGGAUGUCAGCAUCUAUACCAGACGAGGAUGUGUUCUACACAGUUGGAUUUUUGCACUCAAGUGGGUUUGAUUCUUGGAAGGCGUAUGAUGCUCAAAACAGAGAAAUUUUGGAGUUCUGUAGGGAUGCUGGCAUUAAGGUUAAGCAAUAUCUUCCUAAUCACAGCACACAGGAAGAUUGGACAAACCAUUUCGGUGCCAAAUGGAUGAAAUUCUUGGAAAGAAAACACCAGUUUGAUCCAAAAAUGAUUCUAUCACCCGGCCAAAAAAUCUUCCACAAACAAUUACAACCAGCGUUUUAAAUAUUCCCCCAAUGAAAAAAAAAAACCUAAGUGUUCAUGGAGGGACUGGUGUACAUACUAUGAUGAUCGAAACCAAAAUGACUUUUGUAUUUCUUUUCUAGAGAAAUUAAGGUGGGGUAUUAAAUUCAGCAUUACUUUGACAUCUAAAUUAUGCUAUGUACUUUAGAUAGAUUAUAGGUUGGCACAGUCUUGUACAAGAAGCACAAGUUGUCUCUCACCACUGUCUGUCACUAAACCUGCUAGUGUGGAGAAAAUGUGCUGGAGAUGUUCUAAGCAGUUCUGGUCCUCCAUUAAAUGUGUAACG
Molecule: messenger RNA, 2237 nt
Organism: Vigna umbellata (rice bean)
Lineage: Eukaryota; Viridiplantae; Streptophyta; Magnoliopsida; Fabales; Fabaceae
Product: cytokinin dehydrogenase 3-like
Biological process (GO): cytokinin metabolic process
Molecular function (GO): FAD binding; cytokinin dehydrogenase activity
Source: RefSeq, a predicted model, not a curated record